Molecule: messenger RNA, 1251 nt
Organism: Staurois parvus
Lineage: Eukaryota; Metazoa; Chordata; Amphibia; Anura; Ranidae
Source: the annotation of a GenBank genome assembly
UAACAGGGAUUUGGAUUAGAGGACACAGUAUGGGAACAGUACACUGUCACGUUACACAAGGAUCCAAAAAAAGGAUUGUGGCAUUUGCUGUUUCUGGAAGGAGAGACAACCCACAUUUUAAUAAUGGGGGCAACUCCAUUGUAAUUUCAGAUUCAAUGCUUCUAGGAGGGACCUGCAGAUGGUUGCCUACAAGAGAACGACCGUGUUCUUAUGGUAAAUGGAACCCCUUUGGAGAAUGUGCCUCAUUCAUUUGCAGUUCAGCAACUAAGAAAAUGUGGGAAAACAGCUGUCCUGGUAGUAAGAAGACCACGAAGGGUGCAAAUGGUUGUCCCAAGCAAAUCUGAGCCUGCUUUGGAUAUGAUGGAUGACUAUACAGAAUUUGAAAACAGAACAGCUUACACUGCAUAUAGUGACAGAAGUGUAGAUCCAAACCCAGGCUAUAGAAGAGACCAGGAAAGGGGCCCUUAUUAUGAAAAAGAUCAACGAGGAUAUGGAGCCCGUGCAAAAAGUGUCGACCAAGAUCUUAAUGUUGAUUAUGGACCUCGACAAGAAUAUAGUCGUGGCAGAAGUAUGGAGCGAGGCCUUGAUGAUGAACAGAAUUAUCGAAGAGACCACAGCCGUGGCAGAAGUAUAGACCGUGGUCUGGAUGAGGACCGUGGGUACAGAAGGGAAAGAAGUCGAGGCAGGAGUCUUGACCGAGACUUGGAUGACCCACGAAGCUAUGGAAGGGAUAACAGUCGUGGAAGGACCUUGGAUAGAGAUGACCACUAUGAUAGAAAUGCACAGUACAGCCCAGACAAAGGUUAUGGCAGAAGGGCUUCUCCUGACCGCAGAUAUGAUAAAGAAAUGCAGAAAAGUCGAGAUAGACUUCAGUCUCAUAGCCCAUCUCCUUCAGACACAUCGACAAGUGUCCUUUUAACAAAGAAAAAGCCUAAUGAAGAAUAUGGGCUUCGGCUUGGAAGUCAAAUUUACAUUAAGGGAUUGACGAGCACUGGUUUGGCAGCAAAAGAUGGGAAUUUGCAUGAAGGGGAUAUUGUUCUCAAGAUCAAUGGUAUUUUGACUGAGAACAUGUCUUUAACUGAAGCCCAGGCUUUGAUCGAGAAAUCGCGUGGAAAGCUUCAGCUGGUGGUUCUGAGAGACAAAAAGCAGACUCUGAUCAACCUGCCUUAUGUCGAGGACAGUGAUUCGGAAAUGGAAGAUGAUCCUCCUUAUUCAAACAGAAGAAGAAAUCCAAGGUCCAAAGAGCAGUGA